UCUACUCCCUCUGCUCUUCAGAGUGAACGCGGAAGCCGCGUUGAGCGCUUAUUCCGCGUGUGACGCAGAGAGUACGCAGUGGUAAAUACCUGUCGUACAGUGCUGUGGUUUAGUGUAUGCGAGUGCUCGUCACGUGUGGAAAGAGCAAGAGAGAGAGAGAGAGAGAAUACAUAGUCCUCUUUUAUUGAAAGAUCGAUCGAGCUUCUCUCUCUAUCUCUCGAGUAUAUAGUAUAGAGGUCAGGGAAUCGUCGACCUCGCAAUUAUCUUGUGCUUUUGCAAUGCGUGUUAUUAACAGUGAAUAACCGAAGACGACGCUAAACAGAAACAGGCGGGUUGGCUUACCGUGUUGCUGAUCUCUGCGCCUCGCUGGAUUGUUUUGGGAUGCUGCCGACAUUGAAGAUGCACUCGCGCCUCGCUGAUUAUCCAGAAGCUACUCGCUCGAAACUUUAGACUGGUGUUUUGCUACUGCUGCUGCUGCUGCUGCUGCGAACGGACAGGCGAGCAGGAUGUCGAUGACCGGUAGCUUGAUGAGCUACGAGAACAACAACGAGGUGUCGAAAGGGACGAAGAAGGGCCUGAAGCCGCUGCCCGUGGUGGCGAGCGUGAAUGCGGCUGGCAUGACGACAACGACGACGAUGAGCGGCGGCAGCAACGGCGCCCUGCCGCGUGCCGCCGCAAAGCCGAGACGCCCGCACGCGGCAAGGUCGUCGAGAUCGACGCGAUCAGCGGCGCAGUCGCCGUGCGGCCGCGGGCACGUGAACAGCCUGUGGUCCUGCUGGUACGGCAUCAUCGCAGUCGGCUUCCAGGCCUACAUCGCCGUGCGCUGCACCAGGAGAUUCAUCGCGUACCUGUCGCUGCCGUGGCCGCUGGACGCCCCGCCGCCGAAGCUCGAGCUGCACGCCUGCCUGGUGCUGGCCUGCGCCGGGGUCCUCCUACUGCCCAUACUGCUCGCCUCGGCCUGCCUGAAGCUCGGCAAUCUCGCCAACGACGGCGUGAAGCUGGGCAGGCACCUGUCGACCUGCAGCCGCGACCCGCCGUCGUCGCUGCUCAACGGCAACACCGAGAACGGACUGGCGAACAAUCUGUGGCGGCACGGCGGCCCGACCUCGGCCUUCGUUCACCUCUGCACGGCCAUGUGCUUCCUGCUGCCGUCCCUGCUGAUGGAGGCGCGUCUCAUCCACGCCGGAUUCCUGCCGAAAGAGGCCAUCUGGCGCACUGACCUGGACUGGGUGCUCACGCAUCGCGAGAGACUCGUAAUGCUGAGCUUCAUGAACAUACCCGAGAAUGCCAGUCUGGCGCUGGCUAAUCAACCCGUCGGUGGUCACCAGUCGUUCGCCGACGACCAACUCGACGAUAUCACCAACGCGACCAGCUACGGGGAUGCGCAACCAACCAAAUUGUCAACGGUAUUGCUACCUUCGACGAUGACCAAUGCAAGGAGGAACGAUGAUAGCGAUGCCGAUUACAACUACUUGGACGCAGCGUCGUCGUUUACCAGCCCAUCGUCGCCUUCGUCGUCGCGUCGACCGGGUCAACGAAUGCAAGCGCGUAAUAUCCAGAAUCGCCAGCGUGCAAAAUCCAAGAAGAACUCGGCCAUAGCGAGGGCGCGUUCGACACCCACGCCCUAUGGAAAUAUGACUGCUCUGAGCCUGCCACUGACGUUCACUAGUUUGGAGGACCUCGAUCAUCCGGAAUAUCUUAAUCAAGAAAUUGACGAGUCCGAGGAUGAUUACGGACCUGUCACACUCGAGUAUCUGAAUUACGCGAUGGCGCUGGGCGUCUACUCAGUCAGAUAUCCAGCUGUGUUUUGGGCAAGCAACAAAGCACUGGGCACGAUUUUUAGUAUUCAGCUGGUAUUCAAUAGCUUGCAGAGUUUGCUUUCUUACGCUGGGAUGUCUGUGCUAUACAAGGUUCAAGUGGUCGGACCAUUGAAAGUGCUGCCUCUGCUGCGCCACCGUAGCUUCACCACGGCCAGAACGUUGUCCAAUUUAUUCGGCGAUCGUUUCUUCCUGCUUAACCCGCACAUCACGCUGGGCAUCUUCGCGUUAUCGUCUCUCCUCGUGCUCUGCUCGAGCAUGGUGAUGUACCUCUACGCUUACGGCCGCUUCGUUGGUUUCCUCAGUCAAGAACGCGAGCGAAGGGUGAUUUUGCCAAAAGGAGCAGCAAGCAACGACGCUGGUUGGACGUACAUGACGCAUCCGGCGGCCCUCUGCCUCUUCCUCGCUCUCGCCAUUUGUAAUGCACCCCUGCUCUACGACUACACUGUCGUGUACAGAGGCAGUCUAGAUGGAGCCGUACUUGCCUGUGCGAUUGGCACGAUUUUCCACCUGGGCGUAUGGCUUGUAAUAUGGAUAGGCUUGGCAAUCAAGAAGCGAUGGGUUUUCAAGCUUAGAGUUACUAUUGGUAGGGCGACUGUCAGGAGCGCAAGAUCGGUGAAACUUGUCACCGACGUGGAUUUGAUGAACGGAAGAGACGACGAAGAUGGCACUGCUGCGCCGUUGCUGGUUGUCGGCAAUGGCAGGACUUAUACUGUGGCUGAAACUAGUCCAAAGAAGGCUAUUAUGAGCGUCAUUCAAAAGGCUGCUAUGGAGCGGAAGGCCAGGUCGCAAGGCAAUGGAAUAGAUUCGAUGGACGGCGAUUCGACGGCUGACGGCGACGAGCAAAUUUACUGGUUGAGGCCAAAGUUGCGGGCGUCGCCCAUGCAAGCGGCUGGCAAUGCAACCGGUCAAGGAGCUGGCGACAAAAGCUGGCUCAAUAAGAAACUCAAGCAGAAGGUGACCUUCAACGACCUGCCGAGUACUUCGGGCUCGCGUAAUAAAGGCAAAGCUAGACGAGACGGUGGACCCGAGGACGACGGAGACUAUGCGACACUGCGCGAACUUCCAUUGGCCCACGAUCUCGCUGACGACUCAACUUCCGAGGAGAAUAAACCUUGGGGAGGAUGGCUGUCGCCUCGUAGGGACAAUAUUCCAAGAUUCACGGAUUUGCUGGAAUGCGUGAACGACGACCAAGUAACGUACUACGCGAGUGGGCACCGCGACCUGCAACCUUCCGAGGACGAGCCGUCAUCACUGUUGAGUCCCGAGCCACCACCACCGCCACCGCCGACGACAAGCGCGAUUGUCACGAACGAAGGUCCGAAUGGCUUACCUCUGCCACCGCCCGAUCCCAGUAUAAGCAUUCAGGAGAACGUGCAAGCCGUAAAUUCUCAGGUGCCCAGCGACGCGCAAACGCCACGCUGCCUGCGUCGCGGCGAUUCGGGUAUGCCGCACGAGGAACUGACGCCGCGCUCGGACUCGUCACACUCGCCACCUCUGGAUCCAAAUAGUGCCCACCUAAAUGGCGGCGCAAGCAACAACAGCACGAGCAGCAACAGCGAGACCUCGUCCUCGGGAGUGCACAGCACCGCGAGCUCGCAGCGUCGCGCGACCUCCGUGGAAGAUCUGACCAACGAGCCUCGCGAAGAGCCACAGUGGCGCAGCUGUAGUCUGCAGAGAGGAACGGCACCGCCGACCUCCAGCAGCGGCAAGUAUCCACCGAGCAAUCCCGGCAGAGUCAUCACCAAUCCCACGGCCAACUACGCCAACAGCGCCUCUUACGCGGUCUACAACGGUUGCACCACAGAGACCGUGGUCGCUGGCUGCCAAGCCGUCAUUCUAGAGAACCCCAACGAAGCCACAGUCGUCAUCAGACGCAAGAACUCGAGAACGAAACUGCAGGAGCCGCCGCUGUUGAGCGAGGAACCCUUCGGCAGGUCGACCAACAUGAGAAUGACUUCGUUCACGGAGAACAGUGACCUCAGGAGCAUGCAAUCCUCUUCGGCUACGCUGCCGCAUUAUCCUACCCAGCCGGUGGUUACCUACCCGCAUUGUUCGACCAUGCCCUUACCACACGCUAGUCAUAAUAUCCAGGCGGGCAGUAGCAUGAGCGGAUCCAGCGGUAGCUGCGGUUCCGUUCCAAGACAUCCAGGCCACGUAAACCAACAACAACAGCAGCAGCAGCCAUCGUCGUCAGUUCACGGCAGCGUUCCGUCGCAUACAACGUUACCGUCACACCACAAUGGAGUAAGGCUGAUGCUUCACGGCGGGCCGAAUCCAUUCGUCAAGCGCUUCCCACCGAUGAAUGCAGCGGCCCAUCAGCCUUGGCCGGCUGUGCUACCCAAUGCUGGACUUCAUCAUCAUACUUUUCCACAAGCGCCGCUCGUCAAUGGUAAAUUGAGACACUCCGAUCGCGAUUCCGCCAAUUUUUCCAUGGCCAGUAGCGGCGAUUCGGACACGUGCUUGCCGCAUUAAGUUGCAUGGUGAGGGCUUUUUUUGACUGUUAACGGUCUGAUGUUCUGUUUGUUCGUUUGGUUCUAACUACUCGACGAUAAGUAUUCUAUGCCAAUACCAAUGAACUGCAUGUAUAUUGGAAAACGUUGAAUUUAUGAUUGUGACAGUCCACGUUUUAACAAUUCAGUUGUUUGAAAUUUUGAAAUCAUCUGAGUUAUUGUUACUCUACCUCGAUCACUUUUAUUUGUUUGAUCGGUGCUCGGUAUAAAAAUAUUGUUCUUCAAACAAGCAAUGACCGUUAACUGUCGAAGCAAACUAUUGGAAAUAUAAUUUUCAGUACUAUUGCACUUGGAUGUCGAUGCAAUAACAAUUUAUCAAAAAUUGCAUUUAUAAGAUGAAGGGAAACUAAUAUAUCAUUGUACAGCGCUGAUUGUUGCGCUGAAAAACGUGGUGUUCCUCUGCGUAUAUCUACAAAUAUUCUUCACGAGAUCGUCUUUACGUCGCGAUCUCAGCUUUAGAAUAAAUAAAAAAUAAUCGUUUUUUUCGCGAUGAUUCAACGGCACUUUGCAGCGACGAGGGAUUUGAGACUUUUCAAAAAAUAAUAGUAAUAAUAAUAAUAAUAGUAAUAACAAUAAACUUUCAAGCAAUUAUAUAUGUAAAGAGAAGACUUGACAUCAGCAAAACAAACAAAAGUAAACACAACAUAUCGAAUAUUAUACACGUACGCGAAUAAAAAAUGAGCUUUUUACUUGUGUUUUUUGAUGCAAUAUAUAAAUGCUCUUUGCUUCAAACACAUAUCUCGUGGUCACUAUUGUGAAAGCGCUUUCUCUUCUCUAUUGAGAAAGAAAACUGUCGAUGACUCGUUGAAAAAAUACAAAACACAUCGCGCUGCCGAUAAUUCUCUUCAUAGUUCUAUAUUCAAUACUCGUAUUCGCCGCGAGGGGCAGAUGUCGAGAGUCAAGAAAAAAACAAAUAUAUAAACGCAAUUGUUGUGUAUCGCUCUCCUAUAAGGUUCGUGCAUAGAGAAUUGACGCAUCGCGAGCUUUUGUGGGACGAUUGAGUUCGCAAGCGUCGGAUAGAUAAAAAGUAGGCUAAGGUGUUGAGUCGAUAAAAGUUUUUUACGUAUAUAGCAAGAGAGGGAAAAAAGCUUUUUCUAUGAAUGAAUAAAUCACUGUAUAUUCCGUUGCGAUGAAAAAAAAGACAUAUGUAUAUUGCCAUCGAGCACCAAUUUGUUUGUAAUGUUAAGAGUAAUUUUAUCUGUAUAUAUAAAAAUCCUUGGUUGCGUCUUUACUCAACACGACAAAGAAGUGGCAGAUUCGCGUCUGUGUUCUCGCUUUUAAGAUUGUAUGUGUUAUAGUUUCCACUUCUGCAUUGAACUCACCGUUAUUAUUCGAAGCAUCGACCGUCAUUGUUUGUGUACAGGAGCGUAGAUUUUUUUAUCAAUCUUAACUGCCAUUCGUUGAAGGAUCUCUCCGCACCAUCGUAUUAUUAGCCUUUGUAAAUAAAAAGUGCACUUGUGAUAUAUAAGCCAGCACGAGUGAAAAGCCAAGAAACAACCUACCGGAUGCUUUUUUGAAAAUAGCUUAUAUAUCUACACGAAGCUGUAAUCACCAUUUGGAUCGCAAACCAAAACAGAAGUGGUAUUUUACCUAUAUAGAUUCAUAUUGCAUGUUACCGGAGAACUCUCAUAUUCUUUAUAUUCAUGUACGCGCGAGCGUCGUCGAGUCGCUCUAGUUGCGCUACCUUUUCGCGCAACGCGCGCUCCUGCAUUCUCUCUUUCCGGCGAGUCGGUAGCGCGUCAAGAGCCUCGGGGAUAAUGAAUGUUCUGUAAGCGUAAUCCCCUCCUCUCCCCCUACGUACCCACCUACCCUCAAGUAAUACUCACGAGUACGACCAAUUCGUAGAUGAAAUCGCGAGCGGCAGCACGGAGCUACUUAGUCGAGACAGAAAAUAGAAUGCCGAUCGUACAUAUCAGCGAAAAUAAAUAAACGGACCAGCCUCGAAGCGUAGAGAAAACCUAGAAAGUAUGCGAACCCAGUACCUAAAGGAAAGUCAGGGGAUUUGACCUUAGAAGACAAACAAACGAUAUGAAAACGCGACAAUAGAAGUAUUGAAAACGCCUACCUCGGUGAAUCGAGCGUACCUUUUAUCAUCCUCAUCCUCAUCGUCAUUGUUCAUCGUCAUCGUACAACGUAGCCUCGGCUAAGGGAAUAAAGCUUGACACAUUGACGGUUAUAGAGUAGAGCUUUUGCGUUGGUCAGGUUAAGCACAAUAAAAUGCAGAAAAAGUAGUCGCGAGAGAGAUAAUGAAAGAGAUAAGCGAAGCUAUCUUUUUUCGAGGACCUAUUUUUUUACCAUCUAGAAAAAAAAGAAACUCAAUCUUUCUAUCCGGAUCUUUAGGAAAGCGGGUAAAUGUUCGAGGCAUCAAUGUAGACUCACUGUUCUUUCUCCCUCUUCUUUUUAACACGUACCAUUUCUCGGAAUCACGAAGCAAAGAUAACGUUCGUCACUGGAAAUUGCAACAUGGUCGUAAGUUCGACAUUAUGCUUUUGUUUGCCUUUUUUUGCCUUAGAAAUGAAUAGUCACGAGAGAAAAUAGUUUCGAGUGGCGAAAGUUGUCGCAAGAAGACUGUCCUUUGGUAUAUCUUAUUCUAUUUUAUUUUACACGUGAAAGAAAAAGAAUGAAACCCAAAAGCAAGAAAAGUAGCGUAGUAGCCGUUCAAAGCAGAAAUAAUCACUAUUUAAAACAAAUGCUUCACGCGAUCGUCAGUCAAAUGCGUCGUUACUUAUAAACUUCGUUGAGCACUGUAAAUAACGUCGAAAGACAACAGAAAAUUCGGAAAAAAAUGAUGCUAAUUGUAAGAUUAUUGUAUAAAGACUGAUUAGACUAGCAUCGGUUUAUCAUUGGACAUUAUUUCGGCUGCACCGAUGGCUGGCAAACAAAGACACAAAGUUCGUUCGAAGCACUUCGAAUGCAUUGUCUGAUAAUUUUUAUAUGUUUCUAUUCGUAUACAAUUGUAUUGUAGUUUUUACUUGUUUGCGACGAAGCUAGUCGACACGCCAUAAUUUCGGUCAAAAUGACGUUUAAAAUCAAAGCAUUUUUUCAGUCACUUUAAUCACCGAUCUAAGUUUUUACAAUUCUAAAUUAGUUUAAGGAUUUUGGGCAAUAAUUUCGAAAAAAAACUUGAAAAUGAAAAAAAAACAGCUAAGGAUGUUUGAACUAUCGUUUUUCGAGGCAUAGAAAAAAUAAAAAAAAAACUAAAAUACAAUGUAAUCAGCGCAGUUGUAACGAAGCGGCACUAUUAUCGUGACACAACGUCGUAUCAAUAUUAUUUCAAGAUUGUACUAAGCCAUUGAAAAACUAAGUGUAAACUUUGUAUAUUCAUUUACCAAGAAAAUAAAGUUAAAUUAU
This is a messenger RNA of Phymastichus coffea, 7681 nucleotides long. RefSeq names its product protein tincar (gene tinc). The transcript has 14 exons. Lineage: Eukaryota; Metazoa; Arthropoda; Insecta; Hymenoptera; Eulophidae. The record is from RefSeq and is a predicted model, not a curated record. Bases 507 to 4292 code for a protein of 1261 amino acids.